Messenger RNA from Lampris incognitus (smalleye Pacific opah), 2669 nucleotides. RefSeq names its product tetraspanin 2a (gene tspan2a). NCBI's taxonomy places the organism in Eukaryota, Metazoa, Chordata, Actinopteri, Lampriformes, Lampridae. The record is from RefSeq and is a predicted model, not a curated record. The transcript is spliced from 10 exons. Gene Ontology annotation, cellular component: membrane.
AUGGCCCCCAUCUCCCACUACGCGCAGCGUGAGUGGGCCUCCCUGCUUGGCACCAAGACCUCGGCUGUGGCUUAUGGUCUCUACUGCUCCUUGGAGGUCUUGGAGUGGGACAAGGGAGUGCCUCUUAUCGAGGAUGCAGUCAGGGUGGUGGCACUGGCUAACAACUUAGCUUUUCUGGCCGGGUGUCUUGACAAUCUCACCGACGAGCGGUCUGAGCUGUCUUCUACGGAAAUAACCGACCUUCUUCGACAGGCUGGGAAGGUCCGGAAGGCUUUGGAGCAGCUGGGCUCCCAUCUAGUCCUCAACACCCCUCUCUGCGGCAAUAGCAGCAGCAGCUUUGCGCUCCAUCCAGACCCUGCCGUUGCUGCUUCGCUGAGGACAGGCUCUAUUUCUUGUCUUUCUUCUUUUGUGUCCUAGCUGUCGGGCUUGUUGGUGCUGGCUGUCGGACUGUGGCUGAGGCUUGACGCGGACACGGCCCAGCUCCUGACGGGCGACGGCGCCCCCGAGACCUUCUUCAUAGCCGUCUACAUCCUCAUUGGGGCCGGAGGUCUCAUGAUGAUGGUGGGGUUCUUCGGUUGCUUCGGGGCCGUUCGCGAGUCUCAGUGCCUUCUUGCGUCGUUCUUCGCCUGCCUCCUGAUUAUCUUUGGUGCCACGGUUGCAGCCGGCGUGUUUGGAUUCUUGAACAAAGAUCAAAUUGUCGAGGAAGUCCAAAAGUUUUACAGCAGCGUCAUCUCUGACACCUCCAACUCCAACAGCACCACGAUAGCGUCCAUGUACCACACUGUUCUGAAUUGCUGUGGUGGGGCCUCGCCGGACCCAACUCUAUGCCCCGAGUCUGAUGAAGAGACCAAGGACUGUCUGACCGCGAUAACAGACUUUUUCAACGAAAAGCUGUACAUCGUUGGAUAUGUUGGGAUAAGCAUUGCCGGAGUGAUGAUCAUAGGGAUGAUCUUCAGUAUGGUGCUCUGUUGUGCAAUCAGAAACAGCAGGGAGGUUAUAUAAUCCAUACUGUGAAUGGACCCCACCUACUAUCCCCCCUCCUCCUCCCCCCCCCCCACACACACACACGGCCCUCUGCAGACGCCCCGAACUUCUCACAAUCAGACCCUCUGGUUAAGAAGUGGAUGACCCAAACAGAAAUGGUUCAGAACACCUAUGGAUGGUGGGGGUUCCGUCAUCAAGCCCAAUUAGAGCACAACAACACACGGGAGAGGGGGGGGGUCGUCUUCAAAUGGUCUCUGAAGGAAAGGAACUCCACCCAAAAGAAGAAGAGAAAGAUGGGCCGCCAUCUUUGCACACUCUCCUGGACUCCACCAGCACUGAAGCUACAGAUUACUUCCCGGGUUGCUAUCUGUGACACGCAGCCUUUCUCACAUCUCUGACAUUUCUUUGUUUCGUUUUAUCGCCUCGUAACACUGCCCACGUUCCUCCCGGCUUACCGCACACUGCCUCCAGCAUGACACACAUUAAAAAAAGAAAACCCCCUCCGACGUGGCAGCGUUAUGACUGAGGCGUAUUGCUGUAAAUAGGCUAUUUAUACGAACCCCUUGUUUUAUGUGCCUGCUUCUAACAUUAUUUAUUUGACGCACCUUAUGGCCAUUUUGACGUCAUUUAUUGGCUUCUCGUUAAUCCGUGUGCAUAAAUUUUGAGGACUAGCCCGUACCCUUGCAGCGUACCUCCCGCCCUGCAGGGCCUGUACUGUGCAUUCAAACAGAGACGCCUGCAGCUACCCUCGCCCCGGCCUGUUGCAGCACGCACACACAUACGCGCACGCGCGUGCGUGCACGCACACACACGUGUGUGCUGCCUGUCUGCAAUCAUGCUUGCAUUCACACCGACACGCGCAACAGACGGAAGCGCAUGCUCGGUAUCGACCCACAGGGUUUAGGGCAGGUCCGAUGACAAACUGCCUCUCUGUGCGUCUCUAAAACGGCCCAGAUGUUGGUGAAUUUAUGCAACGUCGUGUGUGCGAACCCCCCCCCCUAACAGCGAGCUGCUUUUUGUGUGACUUCACGCGGGUUUGCGUUUUGCUCGUGCGCAAACGGCACGCGGAUCACAUCUUUAAUGUGGGCUUGUAACGUGCAGAGCAGAAUUAAAUGUAUAUCGGGUGCUUUCGUGAACGUCUGUGGUUUCUUACUUCUGGUUUUUUUGUGUGUGCACAAAUCUUUCAUCCAAACCGUCAUCUGCGCACACAGCGCGCCACGUCUGUCAGCAGCGGCGUCUUGCAACAGCGUCACAUGUGGUGAGUCAGGUUUAUAAAUAUACACAUGGCGGGAUGCACAGGAGGGCCUGCUGGUCCCAUCGUGAAGGCGGGCAGCGCUGAAUCUGGGUUGAGUGAUGUUUGGAAACCGUCUACACAAACCGCAUACCCGGCGCUUGCGUAACGCUUUAUGAAUGGGCCUGCAGGGCCCAGUGUCACAUGACCGGGAGGCUUCUCUACCGGCCGCCAUUUUGUGGUAAGAGCCGAGCAACGUUUUACAGGCAGUUUUAACUCAAAGAACAUGGAAACACUGUAGCGAAUCCGGGGGACAAGGCAACCACAGGAACUGCCGCGGCCGGGACGCGAACCCGUGUCGCCCGCACCGCAGGAGACAUCGCCAACCGCUAGACUAAAGGGUCAGACCCGCCAGCCAGCGUAUCUACGAAUCCAGUGUUUCUCAACCCAGUCC